GCAGCCUCGGGUUCUGGCAGAAGGUUCAGGACCAUCGGCAAUGUUAAAGUAACCAUCGUUAAUGAAAGUUUUGUUCAGCAGAAGGCAGAUGUCAUUGUCAACUGUGCUUCAGCAGACCUUGACCUCACCAAAGGUCGUGGUGCGAUGGCCCUCGCUCAAACUGCAGGCCCAGAUGUACAAAAUGAUUUGAAUAAUAAUUACAGCCAAAAUAUAAAUGAAGGGGAUGUGGCAGUUUCUGUCCCAGGCAAUUUGAGGUGUCGAAAAAUCUACCAUGUGUACCUGACUAAGUGGAAUAAUGACACAAGGGGUUUGUACAAGGUCAUUACAAACUGCUUGUUGCUGGCAGACAAUUUCAAGGUGAAAAGCAUUGUGUUUCCCAGUCUAGGGACAGGAUAUUUGAGGUAUCCUUAUGAUAAAGUCAUCAAGACAGGCUUUGAUGCUCUAGAAGCAUUCUCACGAGCUCAUAGCUCUUCAUCUAUAGAGACAGUCACGUUUGCCGUAUAUGACACUGAAACAUACCAGGUGUUUCAAAACGAAAUCCGACAGUUCAGGCCUGGGUCACAAUCUUCAAGACACCGGUCUUCUGGAUCAGCUGGAGCAACGGCAAACAGUACUUAUGUAUCUGUACAGUUUGGUCAGAUAAAUUUGGAGGUUGUGAUGGGAGCACUACCACAACAACAGGUGGAAGUAAUAGUGAACAGUGUACCAUUUGAUCUUGAUUUAUCAAAUGGAGGCCUGUCAGAGGCCUUGCUCAAGGUCGCAGGUCAAAGCCUUCAGGAUGAAUGCAUCAAAAGUUACCCUAACGGCAUCUCCACAGGACAGAUACUGACGACAAAAGGAUACGGCCUUGCCUGUAACUACGUCUACCAUGGCUGUCUACCAGACUGGUCAAACACUAACUCUGAGGAGGCGAAAGAGGACCUAUUUGGAUUCAUGAUGGGCUGUCUAGAGGAAGCAACCAGCUACAGUACAACAUCUAUAGCCUUUCCAACCUUAGGAAUAGGUAGUCUCGGCUAUCCUGCUAAUGUUGUAGCAAAGGAAAUGAUCAAUUGUGUAAAGGAGUUUAGUGAUGACAAUCCCCAAACCACACUGACUGAUAUCCGCAUCGUGAUCUUCAACAAGGGCCAGGGUGUGGGAGCUUUACAGAAGGCUUUCAAAAGUGAAUGUCAGCCUUUCAUAUCUUCAGUGCCUGUGACUCCUCCACCACUCCCUUUCCGUCAGCCUGUGACUCCUCCACCACUCCCUGCCCGUCAACCCAAUGUACAUAAUCCUGAUGCUUCGUCAGGAGACAUGAAGACUCCAUCACUGCAGAAACGGCCACCUCCAACAAAGGGAACUCAAGCUUAUUUCAACUAUAUGUAUGAACAAUCUCCAAUAUCUCCAUCAUAUUGGACUAAGUAUGACAACAGUAAACCUCUCAAGGUCUGGAACUUGACCCUGGCUCCUACAGCAUCCAGCCAUGCUGUGUAUUUACCAGUGACUAGAAAUGUGUACAGAGCCAUAGAAACACUUGUCAAAAAGUCCUGGAAUGCAGCCCAUUUUGGACAUGGAAACGAUGCUAAAGGCUUGGCACAGAUUGGAUACAGUAACCUCCAAGUUACAAAUAUUGAACGUAUAGAAAAUCCUGUUUUAUAUGAAAAAUAUGCUCAAAGUAGAUCCCAUUUUUUUCUCAAGGCUGCCAAAUAUGGAAAGCCAUUGACUCCAAUUGAAAAAAUUGCUGUUUCCUCUAAUACGCCGGUGCUGACUACAAAGUUGUGUGAUGCUACUCUGAUGCAGGACAUCUAUCCGGAGAUUAAUGAGCAUUACACAUUUCAUGGAACACCUGAGGACAGAGUAGCGAUCAUUACUGCCCAGGGUUUGGACAAUAGAUUGGCUGGUAAUACAGUCAUCGGACAGGGGGUAUACACAGCAGAGAGCUCCACAAAGUCAGACCAAUAUGCAGAUUAUGUGACAAAGCGUGACAAGACAAGUGACAAGAAGAUGUUCUUGACCCGAAUAUGUCUAGGAGAGCCGUAUAUAUUAAAUAAAAAACCAGCAGCUGCUUUCAAACGUCCUCCAUGUAAAACAUGCAAGAAAGAUAUGUGUGCUGAUCUGUCACAUGCAGGAAAUUAUGACUCGAUUGUUGUGGAGGAUUUCUGGAUCUUUCGGGAAUUUGUUGUGUUUGAAAAGGACCGAUGUUAUCCAGAAUACUUGAUCACCUACAAAAGGGUUUGAGGUCUGUGUGUAUUGUAUGGAGAUGACCAGUGGUUUGUUCUGAUACUUACUUCUACUACAGCAAAUCCAGCAGGCCAACAAAGAAAUUCUGGAUAAAAGUUGUUUGCAAAACAAGGAAAAUGCUUGUUGUCAACAAUUUUCAUUGUGCUCCAACCAUGUUAGUAGGUGUACUACUAGGUGUUCAGUCAACAUGCAGUAUACAGUAACUAUUUUCAUUUUUUUUUUUUUUUUUUUCAAAAUGUUUUAUUGACAAAGGCAAAGACAUGUAAAGUAAUUAAUAUCCAAACAUGAAUAUUGUUUUUUUCGUACACAAUUCACAUGUCACUAUAUUAACUAGCAAAUAUCAUUAUUUUAUUUAAUAUAUAUAAAGUACAAGGAAACAUUCAAAUAAAAACUUAUAAUCCUAACAAUAAUAUCUUAAGUUACCAUUUACCUCGCUUCUACUAGUGAACCGAAACAACAUAAACAUGAAAUCAAUGGUGUUUGGAAAUAUGGAAUUCAUUCUGAAGGAGCCAAAAUAUUAAAUUUUUUCACAGAUAAAUGAACAUUGACAGUAUUCAACUAAGUGGUGUAAAUAUAAGUAUAUAUAAGAUAAGGUAAAUAUGAGAUAAGUUUGAUAUGAGAUUCAGGUAUAUAGGAGCCUUACAUACAAGGUUCCUAACUUAAAAAUAAAGAUGCAUUGUAGACUUUUUUAAUGUAGCACAAAUAGUAGCAAGUAAAGAAAUCAAUUUGUUUACAUUUUUUCAGACAUCCAUUUAAUAUGAUCAAGCUGAUUUGAUAAAAAUCGGUAAUUAACCAGCUAGAAAUAUAAUGUUUGUGACACUUCCAUGACAUGGGAAAUUAUCCAACAUGCAAAUUUCUUUUUGUUAAGGUACUCAUGUUAUUUUUAAAAAGUACAGAUAAUAAAAAAAAAAAAAAAUUAUAGGUGAUAUA
Molecule: messenger RNA, 3147 nt
Organism: Ylistrum balloti
Lineage: Eukaryota; Metazoa; Mollusca; Bivalvia; Pectinida; Pectinidae
Exons: 10
Biological process (GO): negative regulation of gene expression
Cellular component (GO): nucleus; cytoplasm
Molecular function (GO): NAD+ poly-ADP-ribosyltransferase activity; transcription corepressor activity
Source: RefSeq, a predicted model, not a curated record